AUGAGACUUUGUGAUGCUCCUCCGGAAUUACUGGAAAUGAUAAAACGUUCAGAAAUGAAGAAUGAAAAGUCUUUACCGGAAAAAUCUAUCACUUCUAAUACCGUUGUAAAGACCGUUUCAACAUCAACUAUAACAAAUAAUUCAAGUUUUCAUAAAAUUAUUACCUCUGAUGAAAAAAGGCACAGAUUUAGAAAGAAUCCUUAUCCAAAGAAAGCUCCUUCUAAAUCAUCUCCUGGGAUCACCCUUCAAGUGGAUGUUUACACGACACUUAAAGAAGAUCCAAAAGCUUUAUUGAGAAGAAGUGAUUCAUCAACAACAUCCUCAAUUUCAUCUAGUAGUUCCUUUUUAUCAUCAUUCAAUGAUAGUUCAUCAGGUACAGAAAGUUCUCCACCACAAUCACCACAACGUUCUUCAUCAAAGAAACAAAUCACUAAAACUAAAACAAAAACGAAACGAACAAAACCAAUUAUAUCUGAAAGAAAACGUAAAGGUAACAGUCUCGCUAGAGUUAUGGCAGAUCGUGGUCUCUUAGAAUCAACCUUAACUCCUAUAGUUGUAGCAGGAGAAAUUAAACCAAUUCGUAUACCACCACCUCCACCAAUGCAAUUUGAUGAAUUAAUGAAAAAUAUUGAACAACUAAAUCUUGAUUUAACUGUACUUCAACGUAUAAACCCAAAAAUCAGUUGGAAAGGACAACCUUUAUCCAUCUUGCAUUUACCUCAUUAUAAUUCAUUACAUUCAAAAGAAGCUCACGUAGCUUCAACUUUAAGACUUACUCCUGUUCAAUAUUUAACAGCCAAACACACAUUAAUUUCAUCUGCAAGGAGGUAUGUACAAAAAUCACUUCCGUUCCGUAAGAGUGAUGCACAGAAACUUCUUAGAAUAGAUGUUAAUAAAGCAAGUAAACUCUGGGAAUUUUUUAUGCAAGUAAAAUGGAUUUAA
Molecule: messenger RNA, 942 nt
Organism: Rhizophagus irregularis DAOM 181602=DAOM 197198
Lineage: Eukaryota; Fungi; Glomeromycota; Glomeromycetes; Glomerales; Glomeraceae
Biological process (GO): regulation of transcription by RNA polymerase II; chromatin remodeling
Cellular component (GO): Rpd3L-Expanded complex; nucleus
Molecular function (GO): protein binding; transcription coactivator activity; chromatin binding
Source: RefSeq, a predicted model, not a curated record